GUAAAGCUCCUCAACAAGAAACCAGGCGGUUUUCGUUUUUUGGAUACCUAUUCUUCGUCAUUUUAUAGCUACUGUUUGUAACUGCUCGGCAGCAAUCCAAGAAACAUUUACAAAGGUCUAAAUGAGCCCCGGGUCUUUCGGUCUUACACAUUGAUCUCAGCAGUAGAAGAUGGCUAUCCACGCGGAAGGACUGGUGGCGAUCGUUAUCUUCUAUUUGCUUAUUCUGUUCGUUGGAAUAUGGGCUGCUUGGAAAAAUAAAAACGCGGGGGCUGAGGGCGCAGACCGAAGUGAGAGUAUAAUGGUCGGAGGAAGAGAUAUAGGUCUAUUUGUUGGCGGAUUUACCAUGACCGCAACCUGGGUCGGCGGUGGCUACAUCAAUGGAACCGCCGAAAAUGUCUAUUUGCCAGGGUAUGGGUUGGCUUGGGCGCAAGCUCCAUUUGGAUACGCGCUCAGUUUGGUAGUAGGUGGUCUUUUCUUCGCCAAGCCCAUGCGCUCCAGAGGUUACGUCACCAUGCUUGACCCCUUCCAGCAAAUUUACGGGAAAAGAAUGGGUGGUCUUCUCUUCAUCCCAGCGCUCAUGGGAGAGAUCUUUUGGUCAGCGGCCAUUUUAUCUGCUCUUGGGGCUACCCUUAGUGUGAUUGUGGACAUAAACAUCAACAUUUCAGUGGUGGUCUCUGCCCUCAUUGCCAUCUUCUACACCCUUGUGGGUGGGCUGUACUCCGUGGCAUACACAGAUGUUGUCCAGCUUUUUUGUAUCUUCCUUGGGCUGUGGGUGAGCGUGCCCUUUGCACUAUCCAAUCCGGCUGUGUCGGACAUAGGAGUCACAGCUAAGAAGUACAUCUACCAGGAGGCCUGGCUGGGAGAAAUCAAAUCAGGAGACGUAGUUCAGUGGAUGGACAACUUCUGUCUUCUGAUGUUGGGGGGGAUUCCCUGGCAGGUCUAUUUUCAACGGGUUCUUUCUGCCUCUUCAGCUACCUACGCCCAAGUCCUCUCGUUCCUGGCCGCUUUCGGCUGCCUGGUCAUGGCCGUGCCCUCGGUCCUGAUAGGAGCUGUAGGGGCAUCCACAGACUGGAACCAGACCACCUAUGGGUCAGUGCCGCCGAUGAUGAAAGACGAGUCAGACAUGAUUCUACCCAUAGUGCUCCAGCAUCUGUGCCCCCCCUAUAUUUCCUUUUUCGGUCUGGGGGCCGUGUCCGCAGCAGUGAUGUCAUCGGCUGACUCGUCCAUCCUCUCCGCCAGCUCCAUGUUUGCCCGCAACAUCUACCAGCUAGCUUUCCGCCAAUCGGCGUCGGACCGGGAGAUCAUCUGGGUGAUGCGGAUCACCAUCUUCGUGUUCGGGGCGGCGGCCACCGCCAUGGCGCUGCUGACGGGCACGGUGUACGGCCUGUGGUACCUGAGCUCGGACCUGGUGUACGUGAUCAUCUUCCCCCAGCUGCUCAGCGUGCUGUUCGUCAAGGGCACCAAUACCUACGGCUCGGUGGCCGGGUACUUCUUCGGCAUGCUGCUGCGCAUCGGGGGCGGGGAGCCCUACCUCUACCUCCCGCCCUUCAUCUACUACCCCGGCUGGAGGCGCGAGAGCAGGGUGCACCACCUCACCAAGAAAGUGGAGUACUUCAUCAACCAGAGGUUCCCUUUCAAGACCGUGUCCAUGCUGGCCUCGUUCCUGGGGAACGUGAUGGUCUCGCACCUGGCCAAGUACCUGUUCGAGAGCGGGAAACUGUCGCCGAAGUACGACUUCCUGGACGCGGUCCUCUCGAAGCACAGCAAGGAGAUCAUGGACAAGGCCACGCUGGUGGGCAACGACAACAUCACCCUGUCGGAGCUGGCUCCGGUCAAACCGCGACUCAGCACCACGCUGGCCGCCACCUUCACGAACAAAGAGGCCCUGAGCGACGAGGAAUCCAGUCCCGACUCCAGUAACGAGAACGAGUAGAGUUCCAA
This is a messenger RNA of Conger conger (European conger), 1941 nucleotides long. RefSeq names its product high-affinity choline transporter 1-like. NCBI's taxonomy places the organism in Eukaryota, Metazoa, Chordata, Actinopteri, Anguilliformes, Congridae. Gene Ontology annotation, molecular function: choline:sodium symporter activity. Gene Ontology annotation, biological process: synaptic transmission, cholinergic; choline transport; transmembrane transport. Gene Ontology annotation, cellular component: plasma membrane; dendrite; synapse. The transcript is spliced from 9 exons. The record is from RefSeq and is a predicted model, not a curated record. The coding region runs from base 170 to 1933 and encodes 587 amino acids.